UUACUCAAGGCGGAGAACGGAGGGAAGUUUGUGUUGACAAACGAUCAUAUUUAUCAAACAGCUACUUCAUAAUUGCUGUCACGAUGGAAACGAUCAGAGGGAGUUUAGAGGACAGUUCUCGACCUGCUUCACGUGAGGAAACGAGCAGCCGUGUGUCCAGAAGAUGUCCUGCUGCUGGUGUCCAGAUCCAGAGGAGCUCUGAGGAAACUACAACCAGCUCCUCAGCCUGUGGUCCUGGCCAAGGUCAGUGUCACUCUGACGUCACAGAUGCAGGGAUGGAAGAUUCAGAACUACAGAGAGCUAUCGAGGAAAUGAGACGUCUUGAUGAAAUACUGUCCGCAAAGAUCUGCAGAGAAGUAGAAGUCAAGCGUCAAAGAAAAGAACUUCAAGCCAAACUCUGGCAAGAUCUCCUGAAUAAGCCUGAAGGUUACUCUGAAUGUGCUCAUGAAGCUUUGAACACAAAGUUGUUUUUAGCCCUGGAGGCAAGCAGAGGGAAAGAAGAAGAAGAAGAAAAGGAGGACUACUAUGUGUCUGUCUUUGAAACCCAGGUUCCUGACAGUGACCGUGACGGACAACGUUUGGAGCAAAGUGAUAAGAAGCCAGACAACUCAACCGACUCAUCUGAGACUUGGGAAGAGCAAUGUGAAGACAGCCACUGUGGAGCUUCCAGAGGCAAGAAAAAACAGAGGGACUUUGUCAAGAGAAACAUUGAGCUAGCAGUGGGUGAUGGGGACCUUUUGACCCAGGCUGAGAAACAGCGUCUGGCCGAGCUCCUCCAACAAAUAGACGAAGAGGAAGACGACGGUGCCAGAGGCACAGACAGCGAGGAGGACAAGUGGGCUGUGUCAGUCCUGACAGGACAAGGUUACACCCCGGUGCCCUCUGACCUGGAGCAGCUGAUUGACAUUGACUCCAAAAUGCGCCUUCUCCUCCCUGUUGAAGAAUUUGUCUCGGUGCAAAGUUCCUACACAAACAUCAACGUGUCCCAGGGCCGCGGUUCAGAGGUUGGCUGGAAGUGCAAUUGGGACCCGCAGCCAGGAGAGAAGGUCCUGCAGGAUAGAAAGGAGAGGAGAGGGCUGGAGAGGCAGCUCCAAGAGAUCCAACAGCAGCUGGAGAUCCUGGGCCGGAGCCCAGAGAUGACUAACGAGUCUCCAGACCUUACGGAGGAGGAGUUACUCAGCCUGCUGGAUGAAUGUGAGCUGACUGAGAGCUGGAUACAGGAGCUGGAGACGACUGACACAACACGAUGAGACUCUUAAGAAGACACACUGACCACUUCAAUCUGAAGCAUAGACUAUAUGAUCUGAUGCCUUGUUCUCAGAGAAUCUGUCUAAAAUACUAUAUCUUGGCUCGAUGUCGUGAGACAAAUGUGACAGCUUUAAGAUAUAUGUAGAUAUAACAUGUCUUA
Molecule: messenger RNA, 1408 nt
Organism: Paralichthys olivaceus (Japanese flounder)
Lineage: Eukaryota; Metazoa; Chordata; Actinopteri; Pleuronectiformes; Paralichthyidae
Gene: fsip1
Product: fibrous sheath interacting protein 1
Source: RefSeq, a predicted model, not a curated record